This is a messenger RNA of Girardinichthys multiradiatus, 7908 nucleotides long. RefSeq names its product stabilin 2 (gene stab2). Bases 9 to 7676 code for a protein of 2555 amino acids. Lineage: Eukaryota; Metazoa; Chordata; Actinopteri; Cyprinodontiformes; Goodeidae. The transcript is spliced from 69 exons. Gene Ontology annotation, molecular function: calcium ion binding; hyaluronic acid binding. The record is from RefSeq and is a predicted model, not a curated record. Gene Ontology annotation, biological process: cell adhesion.
CAGAAGAGAUGGAGAUCCGACUGAGUUUACAGCUGCUGGUUGCUUCUCUGAUGAUGGCGUCAGCUGCCUCACAGCAGAACUUUUGUUUGAACACAACGGUCCUGAGGACGCAGACGGCCUGUCAUUCCUGCACCAUCUCCAUGUUUAUUCCCUGCCCAUCAGGAUCCAAAAGGACUCCAGGAUCCCUGACCUCCGGCUGCAAGUACCACGUCAAGACCGGCAGCUUGAAGCUGGCCAUCAGCGGCUGCUCCUUUGAGUGCUACAGGGAGGUGCAGGUGAAGAACUGCUGUCCUGGUUACUGGGGUCCAGACUGCAUGGAGUGUCCCGAUCGGGCCAACAGACCCUGCAGCAGCAAAGGGGUCUGCUCUGAUGGGCUAGGAGGGAACGGCACCUGCAGCUGCCAGGUUGGUUUUGCAGGAACUGCGUGUGAGGACUGCGCACCUGGGCGUUACGGCGCCACCUGUAGCUCAGAGUGUACAUGUGUCCACGGUCUCUGUGGUUCCGGACUGAAAGGUGAUGGUCGCUGCACCUGCUUCUCUGGAUAUAAAGGUCCCAGCUGUGACCAGGAGUUACCUGAGUGUGUGGCCCUCAGCUGCCAGCAGAACUCUCGCUGUAUGGAGGAAGCUCUGACUGGAAAGCUGGUGUGUCAGUGUUUGCCCGGCUAUGAGAGACUCGGACCUGAGUGCAUCUCUAAAAACCCGUGCCUCCAGUCAGUCUGCCAUUCCCAGGCUUCCUGCAUCCACACUGGACCAAACCAGCACCUUUGUGCCUGCAACAAGGGCUACAGUGGUGAUGGACGGGUCUGCAUGCCGGUCGAUCCAUGUCAGACCAAAAACGGAGGGUGCUCCACAAAGUCUGCCCGCUGUGUCUAUGAUGGACCGGGACAGUCUCACUGCGAGUGUUUACCGGGCUUUGUGAAGCUGUCAGAUGGGAGCUGCAACCUGAGGGAUGUCUGCAAACCCGAUUCCUGUCACCAGAACGCCAACUGCACUACUUUGGGACCCGGUCAAGUCGAGUGCACCUGUCUCCAAGGGUACAUCGGGAAUGGUAAACUUUGUUUUGGGAACAUCAUGGAGCGUCUAAGGGAACUGAAUACUCAGCCUGGGAAGGAGUGGAGUGGUCAGCUGAGCUACGCUCUGUCUCUGUUUGGUUCUCUGUCGUGGCCUCUGCAGAACUUGGGUCCUUAUACUGUUUUUGUUCCUGUCAACAAAGGCUUCAGGGGAUUUUCAAUACGGUCUCUGACUGCAGAUCCAUUCAAAGCCAAGUACCUGUGUAAGAUGCACCUGGUUGCUGGUGCAAUGCCAUCCUCCAGUCUGAAGAAAACUGAUGUCUUCUACACGCUGUCAGGAAAAUCAGGAGAGACGGACACUUCAGAUAGGGACAGUCAGAUCAGAAUCCGUAUCCAUGGCAGCAGAAAGAAAGGUGCCAUCAUCCAGUCUGACCUCGCAGCAUCCAACGGAGUCAUCCAUAUCAUCACUAAGCUGAUGGACAGUGUUCCAGCCACCGUGGAGAGCAAACCAGAUGAGAACCUGAUGAAGAUCAUCUCUGACUAUGGCAAAUUUGAGACGUUCAAGUCCCUACUGGAGAAAACGGACCUGGCGUCUGUGAUGGACCUUCCUGGACCCGUCACAGUCUUCACUCCCACUGCUGCAGCAUUUGAUGCAAUGAAGGAGGGACACUUGCAGUUCCUCCGCAGUCCAGAAGGUCACACAAAGCUGAUAGAGUUAAUCAGGAACCACAUCGUCCCGUCCACCGCCCUGGAGGUCUAUAGCAUUGUGUCGAAUCCCACUAUUGUGACGAUGGCAAAUCAGGUCCUGAUCAUCAACGUGACAGAAAACGGUCAGAUUCUGGUUAACGGUGCGGCCGUUCUCGAGGCAGCCGUGGAGGCCAGAAAUGGACGGCUGUAUGUGAUGGAUGGAGUUCUGACUCCACCUUCCGUCAAACCUUUGCUGCCCCACAGGUGUGACAUCACAGAGACCAGGACAGUUAAGGGUGAAUGUGUCAGUUGUUCAAAAGUCCAUCUAUCCCAGUGCUCAUCAGGAAUCUACAUAGGCACCUUCACAUAUGGAUGUGUUUACACCCUCUCCUUCAACAAAUCACCCAUCAGGGUCCCUUCAAAAGGUUGCUCCCCGCUCUGCAACACGACUGUGAUGACUCCAGCUUGUUGUAAAGGUUUCUAUGGUCCAGACUGCACUCCCUGCCCAGGUGGCUUUCAAACACUCUGCUCCGGACAUGGCCAGUGCAUGGAGGGAAUAGGUGGAAAUGGGUCGUGUAUCUGUGAACCAAACUUCAGAGGCUCUCGCUGUCAGUACUGCUCCUCCUCCAACAAAUAUGGUCCAAACUGCGACAGAACCUGUCCCUGCGUCCACGGACAGUGUGACAACCGCCCAGGCUCAAACGGACGAUGUAAACAGGGGUCCUGUCUUCAAGGUUUCACCAGUCAGUUCUGUGAUAGACGAACAUCUUUUUGUGGAAGCCUGGCCCAGUUUUGCCAUGCACACGCCGACUGUGACUUCAGUGAUGGAUCACCCAGGUGUGUUUGUAAACCUGGUUUCCAAGGCGACGGUAUCACCUGUGUGGAGUCUGACCCGUGUGCUCCACCUCUCAGAGGCGGCUGCAGUGUCAACGCUAAAUGUAUAAAGACAGGCCCAGGUACCCACACCUGUCAGUGUCUGACUGGCUGGACAGAAGACGGAGAUGAGUGUCGACCAAUAAACAACUGUGAUGGUCCUGACAGAGGAGGCUGCCACACCAACGCCUCCUGCAUCUACGUCGGACCCGGACAGAGCGACUGCGCCUGCAAGACCGGCUAUAAGGGGAACGGACACGUGUGUGAGGCUGUUAACCAGUGUGUGACGGCAAUCGGAGGCUGUCACUUCAGGGCCAGCUGUCUCCUGCUGUCAUCUCAGUGGACAUGUUUCUGUGAUGAUGGAUAUGUUGGAAACGGACACCUGUGUUACGGUACCAUCGAACAGGAGCUGAUGGUUCUGCAGACCGCCUCGGACUUCUUCACCUGGACCACUGAUUCUGGCCUGUCUCGCUCUUUGUCGGAUCAGAACCUGACCCUCCUAGUUCCAACAUCCACAGCCAUCGCUCAGAUGUCCUCAAAGGACAGAAGCUUCUGGACAAUGAAGGGAAAUGUGCCAAGCCUCAUCAGAAACCAUAUCAUACCAGGCAUCUUCUCCUUAUCCACACUGAGGAACACCUCAUCAGUGACUUCUAUGCUGCUGGCCACUCUUCCUGUUUCAACCAGCCAGGAGAUCACAUCUGUUGGAGGAGCGACCAUCAUCACCUCAGACGGAGCUGCCACCAAUGGCCUGAUCCAUGUUAUUAACAAGGUUCUAGUUCCUGACAGAAAGCUGAGUGAAGGUCUGCUGGCCGUGCUCGCCCUGAGGCCUCAGUUCUCGAUCUUCAGAUCUUAUCUCAUCGAUUACAACCUGACUCAGGAGAUUGAGCAGGCCAAUGAGUUCACCAUGUUCGCCCCGACAGAUGCUGCCAUCACAGAGUACCUCCAGCACAUGGCGGCACCUGCUUUGGAUGUAAACACAACCCGGUACCACGUGGUUCUGGCGGAGCGCCUGUUAAAGACCGACCUUCAGCCUGGAGGAUACAAGGAGACCCUCCUUGGAUUUCGCUUUCAGCUUGGGAUCUACCCCCGAGACGGAAAGCUGUUUGUGAACGACGCUCAGAUAAACUCAUCCAACCUGCUGUGCGGUAAAGGAGUGAUUCAUGGUCUGUCAGCUGUGCUGCACAUCAAUAGAAAUCGCUGCGACAAACUCACAUUUAACAAAGUUAAGGGGCCUUGUGGACACUGUUUUUUACCCAAAAGCCAAAAAUGUCCCAGUGGCACCACUCCUGAUAAAUCAACCAGGAUGAAGAAGUGCUGGUUUAGAGAAGUCAUUGAAGGAGGAUUCCAUUUGACCUCUGGCUGCGUAGCAACCUGCAUCCAGAAGACCUAUGAACUCAGAUGCUGUGAAGGGUUUUUCGGGGAGCACUGUGAGCCUUGUCCAGGUCCCAAGGGGCAAGCCUGCUUCGGUAAUGGCCUGUGUUUAGAUGGGGUGAGUGGCACUGGAACCUGUAGGUGUAACAAAGAGUUCAACGGGACUGCAUGUGAAACGUGUCAGAGCGGAAAAUACGGAGUUCACUGUGAUCAAGAGUGUCAGUGUACGAACGGACGCUGUAACGAGGGACUGAACGGAGACGGGACCUGCGAGUGUGAUGUCGGCUGGAGAGGCGUUUACUGUGAUGAAAAAAUUGAAUCAAAAGCUGAUGAACUGUGUGGCUCAGUGAAAUGUCAUAGCAGUGCAAACUGUGUGGUCCAGUCAUCUGGAUCUCAAUGUCUCUGUGCUGCUGGAUUUGAAGGAAAUGGAACAUUCUGUAAAGCUGUAGACCCGUGUCUGGUGAGUAACGGCGGCUGCAGUCUGUAUGCGGUUUGCAAAAGGACCCGACCCGGCCGCAGACACUGCAUCUGUAAGAGCGGCUAUGCUGGAGAUGGGUUUGUCUGUGUGGAGAUAAAUCCAUGUAUUGAGGGAAAUGGAGGAUGCCCUGCUAACGCAGACUGUAUCCAUGUUGGACCAAACAAAACUUCCUGCGUCUGCAUUAAAGGUUACUCAGGCGAUGGGCAGAAAUGCAGCAUGGUCAACUUGUGUAAAAAGGGAAACAGCGGCUGCCACCUGUUUGCCCAGUGCAACAUGACAGGACCUGGUGUCCGAUCCUGCACAUGCGCUGAAAACUAUGUUGGAGAUGGUUUCAAGUGCAAAAGCACCGUUGACAAGGAGCUGAGGAAUAUGGGGUCUGCCCAAUUUUACUUCAGUCUGAUGAUUAUGGACAUUACCCUUAAAGGUCGUGGUCCAUUCACAGUCUUUGUUCCGAGCACUCGGGCCACCAAAAACACCAGCUUAAUUAGAGUGGAAUCUUCUUUAAGCAAUAAAGAGACGUUCGCCAACCUGCUGCGCAACCACAUCGUCAUGUGUCACACUCUGCUGCCUGACGACCUGAACCAGCCCAGAAACCUGACCUCUCUGUCUGGACUCGUACUCACUACCAGCUCUACACAGGGAGCAAUCACCAUCAACGAGGCGAAUGUGACCAAAAGCGACGACAUCAGUGUUAACGGCAUCAUCCAUGAAAUUGACACCGUGCUGUUUCUACCCAACAUUAACAGAAACAACAUCUGGUUAAUCCCUGACCCAACAAAGCUGAAUCUGACAGACGUGGCUGAAAGACAUGGUUAUAAAAUAUUCUACAAACUGCUGAAGGACACAGGUGUGAUGGACCUCAUAAAUGAUGCGAUUAACCAGCCAGUGACCAUCUUCAUGCCAUCUGAUGAUGCCAUGGCCUCUCUGCCACAACAACAGAAGGACUUCCUGUUCCACCAACAUAAUCGACCACAGCUACUGGAGUACCUGAAGUACCACAUCAUGAUGAGCCAGAAGGUUUAUGCAGAAGAAUUGAUCUAUCUGGAGUCUGGUCGGACUCUGCAUGGUUCAGCUCUCUCAUUCUCCUGCGGUGGUUUGGACAAAAUUGGAGAAAUCUACGUUAAUGACGGAUCAUGUCGGAUCAUCCAGAGGCAUCUUGUCUUCAAAGCUGGGAUCGCGUAUGGAAUAGACUGCCUACUGAUCCCUCCCAGCCUCGGAGGGCGCUGUGAUGAACAGACGUUUUUAGAUCUGAAGAUGAACUGUGGUCAAUGCACAGCAUCUCUCUGCCCCAGAAGAACCAUACAAAAGGAGGUCACGAAUUGUGAUCUUCCAACUUUGUUCAUCAGUAGAAACUCUGGUUGUCGACCCAUCUGUACCGUCAACAUCUGGCAUCCAAAGUGUUGUUCUGGUUUCUAUGGAAGAGACUGUUUGGUCUGUCCCGGAGGAGCCCACUCUCCCUGCAACAACCAUGGUAAAUGCGACGACGGCCAGCUUGGUAAUGGUACCUGUACCUGCGAUGCUGGUUUUGGGGGCACGGCCUGUGAGAUGUGCAGGAACGGGUUCUACAGUCCCAGCUGUAAAGCCUGUAACUGCUCGGCUCACGGGUCAUGUGACGAUGGACUCCGGGGCACAGGUUUGUGUUUCUGUGAGGAAGGAUGGACCGGAGAACGAUGUGAUGUUCAGCAAACUGAGGUGUUCCAGUGCUCUCCACCCUGCUCUCCAAAGGCCAUCUGUCAGGAAAACAACAGUUGCGUCUGUCGACCGUUUCAUGUUGGUGACGGACUCACCUGCACAGUGGUGGACAUAUGUAAGAUCUGGAAUGGUGGUUGUGCCAGAGAAGCUAAAUGUUCUCAGAGAGGAGAGAAGGUGAGCUGCCUGUGUCCUCAGGGCCACUCUGGAGACGGCUUCACCUGUCUACCCAUGGACCCCUGUGCCAGCGGGGACAACGGCGGCUGCCACGAACACGCCACCUGCACCAUGGUGGCUCCGGGGAAGAAAAAGUGCACCUGUAAGGACAACUACAUCGGAGAUGGAGUUACCUGUGAUCUCAAGCAGCUGCCAAUCAGCCGCUGUCUCCAGGACAAUGGACAGUGCCACCCAGAUGCUAAAUGUACCGACCUCCACUUUGAAGAUGCAACGCUUGGCGUGUUUCAUUACCGAUCAGUUAAAGGUCAGUACAAACUAAACUACACAGAGGCUCAGCAGGACUGCAGGGCAAAAGGAGGCAGCCUGGCUACAUACGCUCAGCUCUCCUACGCUCAACAGGGUGGAUUGAACAUGUGUGCAUCUGGCUGGUUGGACCGGGCCCGGGUCGCCUACCCCACCACCCACUCCAACCCCAACUGUGGCUUCGGACACGUUGGCAUCGUGGACUACGGCACCCGGAAAAACCUCAGUGAGACCUGGGAUGCCUUCUGCUACAGGAUGAUGGAGGUGCAGUGUGAGUGUGAACCAGGUUACAUUGGAGAUGGAUUCAGCUGUGCAGGAAACCUGCUGCAGGUUCUCAGGUCUACCCCCACCUUCUCCAACUUCCUCAUACAAAUUCUGAACUACUCCGAGGUGUCCAAGUCUGGCCAGACAUUUGUGAAGCGUCUCAGUGACCCGGAUGUUCAGUCCACCCUGUUUGUACCUGAGAAUAGUGGCCUGCCAGAGAACCUGACCCUGUCCCAGCGGGACAUCGAGUUCCACCUGUCCGAAGGUCAGGCUCUUCCUCUGAGCCAACUAAGAAACAACAGUCGGAUCAGGACUCGAGUUGGUAGUCUGACAGUCCUUGGGGUUGCCAACCUUCUCAACCCCUCUUCUCUGACUUCCUGUUACAUCAACGACCGCUUCGUCAUGGACUCCGACGUUCCGGCUUCAAAUGGGAUCAUCCAUGUCCUCCAGGGACCUCUGAAAGCUCCUCCUCCCCAUAGCGUUACGCAUGUGGCCCACCAGGCCGGGAUGGGAGUGGGAGUGGUCCUUCUGAUCCUUCUGGUGGCGGGAGCCGUCUUGGUUGGAUAUCGUUUCUACAGCCACAACAGCAAACCGUUCCAGUUCCACUACUUCAAGGACAACGACAACGAACCUGCAGCAGAAACAGAAAACUACAGCCGCAGCAUCUGUAACCCUGUUUAUGAAGCAGGUCCACAACCAACAGAUCCAGAACCGACCUGGUCCAAUGCAUCAGGUGCCACGGGGAGUCCACAGCCAUCUGUUAAGGUGGUGGACAGACACGAGGUGGUGAACGGAGGAUCGUAUGACCUGCUGCAGGACAGCUGAAUCUGGACCUGGUCUCUGCUGGAUCAGAACAACUCAAACCAGCACCAGACUAAUUCUGAUUCAGGUUUUCUACCAAAGAACCUGAAGGACGGAGUCAUUUCUGCAGAGCCGAGUCACUACACCUGCACAGUGUGUGUUCAGGUGCUUGAACAAACGGUCGGAUGUCAAAGUCCUGACCUGAGGGUUUGUGUUGGAGUUCUGGGAAAAAGGGAAUAAAGUAUCAACAAGCUGA